Elaeis guineensis (African oil palm) is the source of this 1971-nucleotide messenger RNA. RefSeq names its product bifunctional 3-dehydroquinate dehydratase/shikimate dehydrogenase, chloroplastic. Gene Ontology annotation, biological process: shikimate metabolic process; chorismate biosynthetic process. The record is from RefSeq and is a predicted model, not a curated record. Lineage: Eukaryota; Viridiplantae; Streptophyta; Magnoliopsida; Arecales; Arecaceae. Gene Ontology annotation, molecular function: shikimate 3-dehydrogenase (NADP+) activity; NADP binding; 3-dehydroquinate dehydratase activity.
UUCACGGCUGCUGUAGGUACGGACCUCUCGGCCAACAACCCCCCGAGCUAUCCCGUUUCGCUUUCUAUAUUCCUUCCUCUGAGCGAGAGCGAGAGAGAGGGAGAUGGCGAUGGAGGGGUCGACGCUGCUGUGCGUGCCGCUGGUGGCGAAGACGGUGGAGCAGAUGGCAGCGGAUAUGGCAGCGGCGAAGGCCGCCGGCGCCGACCUAGUCGAGAUCCGCGUCGACCACCUUUCUACCUUCCGUCCCCGGGAGGACCUCGAGUUCUUGCUCAAAGGCCGCCCGCUGCCUGCUAUCGUCACCUACCGACCAAAGUGGGAAGGAGGUGAAUAUGAAGGUGAUGAUAACCGGCGGUUCGAGGCACUUCGCAUUGCAAUGGAUUUAGGAGCUGAAUAUGUUGAUAUUGAACUUAAGGUGGCUGAGGAAUUUGUGAGACUCAUAUCUGGAAAAAAACCGGAGAACUUUAAGCUCAUUGUUUCUUCUCAUAACUAUCAGAGCACUCCAUCCAGUGAGGAGCUUGGUAGCCUUGUGGCAAGAAUACAAGCCGUUGGAGCUGAUAUUGUGAAGAUUGUAACAACUGCUGUGGACAUUGUUGAUGUGACACGAAUGUUGCAAGUGAUCGUCCAUUGUCAAGAAAAGCAGGUCCCAGUGAUAGGAUUGGUUAUGGGGGAGCGGGGAAUGAUCUUUCGGUUGCUUUGCCCCAAGUUUGGUGGAUAUCUUACUUUUGGUUCACUUGAUGUGGGAAAAGAAUCGGCUCCUGGGCAGCCAACUAUAUCAGAUUUGUUGAAUGUCUACAAUAUCAGAAAGAUCACAGCAGACACAAAAGUUUAUGGGAUUAUUGGAAAGCCAGUUGGCCACAGUAAAGGUCCUAUUCUACAUAAUGCAGCAUUUAAGUCUGUUGGCCUCAAUGCUGUUUAUGUUCCACUUUUGGUGGAUGACCUUGCUAAUUUUCUCAGUGCCUACAGUUCUCCAGAUUUUGCUGGUUUCAGUUGUACAAUUCCCCACAAGGAGGCUGCAGUUAGAUGUUGUGAUGAGGUCGAUCCCAUUGCUAAGUCUAUAGGAGCCGUAAAUACAAUCAUUAGGAGGCCAGCUGAUGGAAAAUUAGUUGGUUACAACACUGACUAUAUUGGUGCAAUUUCUGCUAUUGAAGAUGGGAUAAGAGGUUCACGGGCAAAGGACGCAGCUGUUUCACCUCUUGCUGGAAAACUUUUUGUUGUCAUUGGUGCUGGUGGCGCUGGCAAGGCUCUUGCUUAUGGUGCUAAGGAGAAGGGAGCAAGAAUUGUAAUUGCAAACCGUACUUAUGAACGAGCUAGAGAGCUUGCCAACUUAAUAGGUGGACGUGCUCUUACACUUGCUGAAUUGGAAAGUUUCCAUCCCGAGGAGGGGAUGAUUCUCGCAAACACAACAUCUAUAGGAAUGCAUCCAAAUGUUAUUGAUACCCCUUUGUCUAAGCAAGCUCUGAGGUCUUAUGCAGUGGUGUUUGAUGCGGUCUACACGCCAAAAGUGACCAGACUUUUGCGAGAAGCCGAAGAAUCUGGAGCCGCUGUUGUUAGUGGACUGGAGAUGUUCAUUAGGCAAGCAAUGGGACAAUUUGAGUUGUUCACAGGUUUGGCAGCCCCUGAAAGCCUGAUGCGCAAUAUCAUUUCAAGAUUAUGAGAAAUACAUCAAACGAAUUAUUUCCCGUUCUGUGAGGACUUUUUGGGGCUUUCAUGCACAAUGGGGUCUACAUACCUAUUCACUUUGGAGUUAAAUUAUUUUCUUCUUGUGAAACCCUCAUGCAAUAACAGGCAGAUUUGAAUGCCUGAGGCAGUUUUCUUUUGGCGGACCGGAACACUCUCAAUUGCAUUUCCAAUUUUCUUUUCUCCAAGAAUUCUUACUCUGUUUGCUGUUUCUAUUUAUGUAAAACUGGCUGAAGUACUUUGGAAUGGAGAAUUGUGUUAGCUCCUUCAAAAUUUUGAUUCUAUUUUAUUGAA